GCGCCCAUUGAAGCAGGUUUUAUAAUUUAUGAUAUCGCCACCACGUGUCGCUACUAUUUAGUAAGGUGACUACAGCCGCCAUUAUAUGUUUAGUAACAGCCGCUGAGCUGAUAAUUUUGAAAUUUCUAAUUUGUGUGCCUACGUCGUUUAUCCAACGGUUAUUGAGGUUCCUAAAGUAGUGCAAAAUGGUUGUAACGUGCGCAGUACCGAAAUGUAAAUCGUACAAAACCAAGAAAAAGAACGUGUCUAUGUUUAAAGUGCCGAGAGAUAUAGAGAUGCGAAAAAAAUGGAAAGCCGCUAUUCCUGGUGUAGUGGCUUUUAAAAAAACGCACACUAUUUGCGAGAAGCAUUUUGAAGCACAUUAUAUUAUCAGGAGCUACAUCAAACAUGAUGCAAAUGGAAAGGUUAUUGCAAACGUUCCAUUUCAGCGUCCUCGUCUACACAGUUCCGCUGUACCAACAAUAUUUGAUGACAAUACAUCUUCCAUCUAUAACAAAGUCGACAAAGUACCUGAACUGGUUCACCCUACGGAGAGUCAUCAGUCUAUUAUAGGAAAGAAAUGUGAUCGUUUCGAAGCCUGGAGCAAUGCAUUAAAAACGAAGAAAAUGACCUCUUAUAUGAGAGUGUGUUCACGGCAUUUCCAGAAAGAGGAUUAUAUACUGCCAGAUGUUGUUUCAAAAACGAGACGCUUGAAGACAACUGCUGUUCCAUCGUGCACGUUGCCAAGCAGUGCUACAAGAAAAACUCCAAGUGUAGCAGAAGCUGAUGAAGAACGACUCCAGAAACAAAUAAGGCGAAGGAUGCUGAAACAGAUGGAACAACGCAUGCAAGUCGAUCGUGACACUGAGAAUAAUGAAUCUACCGAUCCUCUAAAGUCUGUUCAACUUCCACCCGAUGUAACAACGUCUGAGAUCAAUACUGAAAUGAUACAUUGUCACCGAAUAAAGGAAGAACCAACGGAUACGAAUGAAGGACAGAUGGAAUCGUACACGGAGGAAGGCGUUUGCAGUGAAAAUAUUGAAUACUGCGAGGACAAUAAAAAUUUUCUUUUUAUUAACGUAGAUAAGAUGAAAAUCGAAACAGAGGAAUAUAAGGAAGAAGGCGCAUGUAAUGAAACCAUUGAAUAUUGCGAGAACAACAAGGAUUUGGUUUCCAUUAAUACAGUAGAUAAUACAGUAGAAAAAACAGAGGGCCAUGUGAAAAAAGAUAUGCAUAACCAAAGCAUUGAACAUUCUAACAAUAAGACCAAAAAUCUAGUUGACGGCACAUUAAACGCUGGAAAAAAUGGAAAAGGAUCUGAGGCCAAGAAGGAUAAGACUCAAGGAAAUAUCCUUACAGGUCGUUUCCCUGUAAAUUUUUCUUUUAUGUGGAGCGAGAUCCAUAGAACAUUUAAGGAACACACUCGUGUAGUUGAUUGUCAAUUCAAGUAUUGGAAGCUCGUAAAUUUUACUCAUCGCGGAUUACGCACGGAAUUUUAUUUCAAGUGUCAAAGAUGUCUCUACGAAGCGAGUGUUUGGUCGGAUCCCAUAAACUUUCAAGGUACAUACCGGCCGACGGCCGUUCGAGCGAUGAAAAGUUAAAUUCUUAGGACUAAAAAAA
Molecule: messenger RNA, 1599 nt
Organism: Temnothorax curvispinosus
Lineage: Eukaryota; Metazoa; Arthropoda; Insecta; Hymenoptera; Formicidae
Exons: 5
Coding region: 186-1580 (464 amino acids)
Molecular function (GO): sequence-specific DNA binding
Source: RefSeq, a predicted model, not a curated record